AUGGCACCUUCAAAGAUAGACCACCCCUCGGUCCAAGGAUGUCUAAUUUCCUUCCCAGCCCCUCACGUUCUUCUCCUCACACUCAACCGACCUAAGCAGCGAAACUGCAUAUCGCUCGCUACGAGCGCCGAGAUACAACGGCUCUGGGAAUGGUUCGAUACGAACCCCCAUUUACGAGUAGCCAUCAUUACGGGAGCCGGCGAGUCCUUUUGCUCGGGAGCGGACUUAAAAGAAUGGAACGAACUAAACGAGCGCGGCAUCACGAAUGAGAUGACGGCACCGGGACUGGCCGGCCUACCUCGCCGGAGAGGAGGCAAGCCAAUCAUUGCCGCCGUCAACGGAUAUUGUCUCGGAGGCGGAUUUGAGAUGGUGGUUAAUUGCGAUCUCGUCGUGGCCAGUGAACAGGCGAGCUUCGGCUUGCCCGAAGUGCAGCGCGGAAUUGCCGCCGUUGCAGGCUCCUUGCCUCGCUUGGUCCGAGUAAUAGGCAAGCAGCACGCCACGGAGAUGGCCCUGAGUGGUCUUACCUUCUCCGCCUCUCAACUGGAACGCUGGGGAUUGGUGAGCCGCGUAGUGGCAAGCGCUCAGCUGCUGGAGACGGCAGUGGAGAUGGCAACUUCCAUCGCAAGCAAUAGCCCGGACAGCAUCCGAGUCACGAUGGAAGGCCUUCAUUACGGUUGGGAGAUUCCCAGCGUCGAGGAAGCCAGUACCAAGCUGGUCGAUCGGUGGUAUCCGAAGCUCAUUGCUGGAGAAAAUUUUCAUGAGGGCGUCAAAGCAUUUGUGGAGAAAAGGAAGCCACAGUGGAGGCCCUGUAACUUGUAA
Messenger RNA from Aspergillus steynii IBT 23096, 819 nucleotides. RefSeq names its product enoyl-CoA hydratase/isomerase family protein (gene sidH). The record is from RefSeq and is a predicted model, not a curated record. Gene Ontology annotation, biological process: fatty acid beta-oxidation. Gene Ontology annotation, cellular component: mitochondrion. Gene Ontology annotation, molecular function: enoyl-CoA hydratase activity. NCBI's taxonomy places the organism in Eukaryota, Fungi, Ascomycota, Eurotiomycetes, Eurotiales, Aspergillaceae. The transcript has 2 exons. Bases 1 to 819 code for a protein of 272 amino acids.